This is a messenger RNA of Schistosoma turkestanicum, 476 nucleotides long. The record is from the annotation of a GenBank genome assembly. Lineage: Eukaryota; Metazoa; Platyhelminthes; Trematoda; Strigeidida; Schistosomatidae.
CUUAUCUAUCGAACAAGAAAUAUUCUUCAACAAAAAGACUAAAAAUGAUGCUAAUGAAAUGCUUAUUAUUAUUAUUAGCCACUAUUGGCAUGUUUACGAUGUUUGUUCAAUCAGCCAAUCCACUGGCUGAACUAGCAGCUGAACUGUUACCGGAAGAUUUGAGAUCAGGUCUCCUAUUUCUUGACUGCGCUGAAGAAUAUGAAGAGGAAAAAACAAUAACUGAAAAUUAUCAGCAUGUGAAGGUUGUGAUAGCUUGAGGCUUUCAUUUCGUGGGAAUUUGAAUGUUUAUUGCUUUCUAUUUGGAUGAUGAUAUAUUUUGUUUAAAUAUUGCACGAUUUCUAGUAAUUACUUGUUUUCUUCAUUUGAUUUAUAAGAAUUAUGUAACUGUUUAUCGUUAAACUUUUUAAAUCAUACAAAUUGAUAUUUUGUCAUAUUUAUCUUGUCUUAUUGACUCGUUUCAAAUAAACUUCUGAGAA